CGCGUCAGCCGCUCACAGUUCAAACGGCGCGCGAGCCGCGAACACGCGCAGUGUGUCUUCCCACAGCCGAUGUGACAGUGUCAUCUAUUGCUUUCUUUCCUUCUUUCGAGCCCUGUUUCUCAUCUCUUCUCUCAUUUCUCGGCUUGGAGAGGCUGGAGAGUAUCGAGGAGGCUGCAACGCGCGCGGGAGUUUCGAAAUCGCGUUUCGCAAUAGUACGCGUAGAUGAGAAGGUUUUGACUCGGAAAGGCACAGCUGCUCGGCUGUGAGGCAGAGAAGAAGCAGCGGUGGGCUAUACCGGACAGUUUCGCGCAAAACUGAGGAGUUUGCCGCUGACAGUCUGAAGAGAGAGAGAGAGAUAGAGAGAGAGAGUAUACACUCGUGUGUCCUAACUUUGCAGCAGCUCGACGAGAAGAAGUCCUUUGGAAGUUCUCGAGCAGCACUGCAGCAGAGAGGAAAACCCAACGCACACAAUGACGUCCAAAGCACCCACUCAACGCAUCCCAGCAGCGACGCAAGCGUCACCGUCGUCGUCACUCCCGUCCGAGCAUAUCAGCGUUUCCUCGACGUGAGCAUGGCCCGGUCGGUAAUGACGAGUCGGGGCCUGACGUGAGUAGGUGCGCGCGCUCGCGGGCUCGUCUAUUAUGAGCUUUCGCCGGCGAUGCGCCGGGCGCAUCUUGCUGCUACUGCUGCUAUCGCUGGCCGUCCAUGCGGAGGCUCAGGUUCGCCAGGACACCUCGGCCAGGCUCAACGGGGACUUUGUCAUCGGCGCUCUCUUCAGCGUUCACCAGCAGCCCACCAGAGGUAGCCAGAACGCCCUGAUGUGCGGGGCUAUCAGGGAACUCUACGGGAUCCAGAGGAUCGAGACGGCCCUCUGGACGCUGGACCAGAUUAACAACAACAGCGAGGUGCUCAGAGGUGUGACGCUCGGCCUGGAAGCUCGGGACUCCUGCUGGUACGCUCCGGUGGCCCUGCAACAGAGCAUCGAGUUGGUUCGCGACGCCAUAACACCGGCCAUCUCCAAGGCGAGUCUUCCCGCUCAGGACGGCCUCUCGGACUCCUGCCUGCUGGAGCCCAGUCUCCAGAACUUGGAGAAGAAGUCCCCGCUGAUCGGCGUCGUUGGACCGGGCUCAAGUUCGACGGCGCUCCAAGUGCAGAAUCUCCUGCAGCUGUUCUCUAUUCCACAGAUCGGCUACUCGUGCACCUCGAGGGACUUGAGCGACAAGAGCCGAUACUCGACCUUCCUCCGCGUGGUACCGUCGGAUUACUAUCAGGCGCAGCUGCUUGUCGAUCUCGUGCGCUACUUCAACUGGACGUACGUGUCGAUCGUCAAUACCGAUGAGAACUACGGAACGAGCGGCAUCCAAGCUUUCCGCGAGUUGGCGGAGAAGACCGGCGUAUGCGUGGCGAGGGAGGACUCGAUCCUGACGUCGGCCGACGACGCCGCCUUUGACGCGGUGAUUCAGAACCUCGACCAGGACCGCGCGGCCAACGUCGUCGUCUGUUUCUGCGAGGGAUUCACCAUUCGGCAUCUCAUGGAAGCUUCCAAGAGGAUGAAUCUCACCGGGCGAUUCGUCUUCGUCGGAAGCGACGGCUGGGCGGACCGAGACGACGUGGUGCACGAUCUCGAGAGCGAAGCCUGGGGCAGUCUCUCCAUACGCAUCCACUCGCCUUACGUCGCCGAGUUCGACAACUACUACCUAUCGCUGCAUCCUUACAACAACACGCGCAAUCCUUGGUUCAACGAGUUCUGGCAGUUCAACUUCAACUGCAGCCUGCCUGUCGAGUCCGAGAAGGACAGCCGAUACAAGCUGCCACCCAACUUUCCCAACUGCACCGGCGAGGAGCGACUGACGUACGAGCGCUACCGGCAGGAUCCGAAGAUGAGCUUCGUGAUGAAGUCGUUCUGGGCGAUGGCUCACGGUCUGCACAACAUGCUCGAGGAAACUUGCGGCCACAACUACACGGGAGUCUGCAAGCAGAUGUUCCCCUUCAACGGCACUCGCUUUCUGCAUCACCUGAUGAACGUGACUUUCGCUUUCGGCGAGGAGUUCGUGGAGUUCGAUCGUCGAGGGGAUCCACCGGGCAGGUACGAGAUCCUGAACUACCAGCUGAUGCCAAACGGAACGUACGCGUACGUGCAGAUCGGCGACUGGAACAACGGGACGCUGACGUUAACCGGCUGGCCCCAGUCGCGCAGUCCAAGCCUCGUCGAGAGCGUCUGUUCGAAGCCCUGUCCGCCGGGAUAUUACAAGAACUUCAAGACAGGCGGUCAGGAGAAGCGCUGCUGCUGGGCUUGCGUUCCCUGUGACCACGACCAGUACGCCGACGAGGAACAGAGCAAGUGCAUACCCUGUCCGCAGGGACAGUUGCCCAACAAGAAUAGAACAGCGUGUUACGUGAUACCGGAGGAGUUCACGCUGUGGACCGACGUCGAGGCGAUAAUAGCGAUGACGUUGGCGGCCAUAGGACUGCUCGCAACGUUCAUCACCUGCCACAUCUUCAUCAGGCACAACAACACGCCGGUCGUCAAGGCGAGCACUCGCGAGCUCAGCUAUCUCAUCCUUGCCGGCAUGACACUCUCGCACUUCUCCGUGCUGCCCAUACUGGCCAAGCCGACGUACACCUCGUGCACGCUGAGCCGUCUGAUGCCGGGCAUCAGUUUCGCCAUGAUUUACGCGAGCCUCUUCACAAAGACCAACAGGAUAGCCCGGAUCCUGGCAGGCUCGAAAAAGCGUUUCCCCAAACGCAAGCCUCUCUUCAUGUCCGCCACUGCCCAGAUCAUGAUAACGUGCAUACUGAUAACCAUAGAAGUAGCAGUAGCCGCGACGAUGCUGAUGAUGGAGCCGGCGAUGCCGAUCAGAGUACACCCGGCGCGCGACAGAACGGUGCUCACCUGCGCGACGACGCCUCGGGCGGUGCUGUCGCCGUUGGCCUUCGAUGCUCUUCUCAUCGGCUUGUGCACCCUCUACGCCAUCAAGACGCGCAACGUGCCGGAGAACUUUAACGAGGCCAAGUUCAUCGGAUUCGCCAUGUACACGACCUGCGUCAUCUGGAUCGCUUUCGUGCCCAUAUACUUUGGCAGCGAGACCAAGAGGCUCUUCAAAGACGCAAAACUGUCGCAGGUGAUAACGAUGUGCAUGUGCGUGACGCUGAGCGCCUCGGUCACCCUCGUCUUCCUAUUCAUGCCGAAGCUCUACAUCAUCGUGCUGAGGCCCGACCGGAACAAUCGUGCCCUCUUCACCACGAGCAAGUCCAUCAGGUGUCACAUCGGGGCACGAGUCGCCGCUGCCAUAGCCGAGCCCACGCCCAAGCACGCCGUCUACAGGAUCUCCGAGAGCGAGGAGACCGAGUCCUCCUCCGCUUACAGGAGCAACAGCAGCAGCAUAAAGAGGCGCACGCUGUCGACGCAGACGGACAAGGAAUUGCUGAUGUCGCUGUGCCAGGCUCUCCUGCUCGGCACCGCCACAGCGACAACUGGCAAAGCGUCACCGGUUAAGAGCAUCGACGAUCAUCAGCAGCAACAGCAGCAGCAACCGAAACAGCUGAUGUGGGAGUGCGAAGCAACGGUCGAGUACGACGAGGCUUGCGAGCAGUGCAACGGCCUCAGAAGGGCUUCGAUGGAAAAAUCCGAAGCGUCGCAGACUCGUCUCGCCUACGUGAGAAAUCAUCGAGGGGAGAGCGUGAGCUACGAGAGGAAUCACUGGGCUGAGCUUGACGUUAAGAGGCUCGUCGAUGACCUGCGUAGACGAUCCGUAGCGGCCUAUCCGAGCGCUCAAUCAAACUGCCAUCGGGGACCAACGAGUUCGUUCGCAGCCGGAGCUUCCUCAUCGCCGCUCGGCAGGAAGAAGAUGAACGGUCUGAGGGGUGCCGAUUACGAGUUGCACCAACUCGGUCGCCGCGAUUCCAGCCGCGCAGAAUCUGGCGCUAUCGACUCCGAGACGCUGAGAUUGAUAGAUCUGAGAGCGCGCAUUCGCGAGGAGAGCGAACUACAGCCAAGCGACUCCGGCGAUCCCGUCAUCAACAUAACCAUCACCCUCGGACACGGAUUGCCCGACUACGUCGAUGCUCCCGUUAGCGAACUCUGAUUUUCCGAACUUUAUGCUUUGUCGACUGUUUGAGUUUGUUGGGUAUUAUGCGAUCUAGGCGAUAGUUCAUGCUAGUAUGUGCGAGCAGCGAGUUACGUUUGCCAAGAUGUAUAGGUGUAGUCGGUGUUGAUGUAAGGUAAUAAGCGUUAGAGAAAUAAUGUGCGCGGCGAUUAUAGGGAUUCCGUGAGAAAUUCCAUUAAGGACAAUCGAGAUUGCCUAAUGCGAAUUGUUUUCAAUGGUGUAUUUCAACUGAUCAUGUCAAGCGCACACCGUGUUAUACAAAUAUAUACGUAUCAACUUUGUUAUUUAUUGAAAAACUUUGUUAUUUCGGACUUUUACACCAAAAUAACAGGAAUCUAUACUGUACUUGUUGAGUUAUGCAUACCGUCGUUCAUCGCUGCUCCGAAUUAUUUCUAGUCAAUUUUUUCAUGUCCUCACUCGUUUAUAAAUAAUAUAUAACUAUGUACGUAUAAUCUACUUAAGACGAAACAUGUUUUCUAUUAUAUAAUGAUCUUUAUUUAUAAUAUUUAUAUGAUAAUCUAAAAUAUGAAUGUUGAAAUGAAAAGAAAUUUUAUCGUGAUAAUGUUCAAAAAUUAUCUGAAUACACAAGGAGAAUCAUGAGCAAUAUAUCGAUUCAAUGGUCUAUCCACUUCGAUCUUUAUUUUGUUAUCAAAAUGUCGUAAAUUCUCCAGCAAUAAGUGAAAUUUUAAUUUGAUCUUUCAGUAUGUGGUCUCAAUAGGUAUAAGCCAAAACUAGCAUAAAUAUUCUAAGUACAUAUAGCGACUAAAGAAUGCAACAUUAAACAGUGUAUCAUAGGCUAUGACCAAAUCGUAUAGUUGCCUAAAUAUCUCCAAAUUAAAUAUUAGUAGACAAAUUUCUUACGAGUUUUGCUAAGCGAAACGCAACUAUAGCGUAUACUUUUGCAAAAAAGGUAAAAGUAUAACUUUGUAGAAACUAAUAAAACAACUGUAUCCUACAGCUAAUGACCAUCCUUCGGAAUUUUCGACUAGCAAACUAAUACGUAAUGCAUACAAUCAACUACUUUUUUCAAGUACCAAAGACUACUUAAACUGAAGGGGGCCACCCUUAUAUGUAAAAGGAAUUCGGUCAUGCUAAAAAGAUAUCGAUCUUGGUAUAUAUGGAUUCUUCGACGAUUUUCAUUUCACAUUUAUUUCAUAAUUCUGUAAAUAAAGAAGAUCCAAGCACCGGUUGGAAUUUAAUUUUUUCAAAAGACGUAUCAAUAAUAUUGCGUCGUCGAUACAUGAUUGUUUGAUAUACAUAUAUAAUCUGGAAUUAAAAUAAAAAUUUAUUUAACGACUCUUGAAAUAUUUUCAUUCCCUCUUGCGAGUAGUCAACCCUCGCUAUCAAUUUGAAUUGAUUGGCAAGGAUCAUAAAUUCUGUAAUUGAAAAGAAGAAAUUAUCUUUUUUUAAUGAACAUCGCUUGUCUAUACCCGAGUGGCAAUUAAAAUUGAAUAUCAGCGAGCGUUUGCGUACACUUUGUGAGAACGAUCUCGUUCGUUUCUUCGCAUUCGAUUAUAUCCAAUUUCAUUUCUCGCUAUCGCGAUGAGCCUGCGAUCGAUUCUCCGGAUAAUGAAGUGUCCUAAAGUAGACAAGCUCUUAUAAUCAUUUCCAAUUUCACACAGAACAUAUCAUAUUUUAGUAGUUAUCUGUAUGAAGAGCUGGAUAGAGAAUAUCUGAUUAAUUACGCUGACGGAAUUGAUCCAUCCGGUCAAAUAUUGACGGAUCAUCUGAUCGCUGUAUAUUCUUCUCGUUCAUCGGCCUUCUCUCUCUUUUUGGUAUUCCAAACGUCGAGCUUAUAAGCUUAGAUUAUACAUACGAAAUUUUAAAAUCAAACCGAACGAAAAUAUAAGCAAAAAAUAACAAAUGCAUACAGAAAUACUCGAGCUCUGACCCCAUUGGCAGUCAGGAAUAUAUCAUCAAUAUCGCGAGUUCUCUCCGAUAACCCACUUGCAUUCUGCCUCGAUACCUCUGAGCAAAAUAUGAUCGUCCGAAAUUCCGGCGGUAGUCUGUGAAAAACUUUAAUGGAUCACCCGCUUACUCCUUCACUGAUCCCUAUAGCUUCGCGAGUUUAUAAGAGUCCAGCGCGCGUCCGGGUAAAUAUUGAAUUUCAAUAUCGACGGUCAUUGACUUCGAGAAAUAAAGUUUGCGCUUUUGUAUCGGACUCAAUGAGAAAUUCGGUUCAUUGUUACCGUUGCGGCGUGGGUUCAAUUAGAGCCAAGACUGUCGCUUAUUGCGAAGAAGCUCUACUGGCGAAUGUUAAUUGGAUGAUGGUCUCUUCUGAUUUUAUUUUUGUAGCAUAAAAACGUGAGCUUUUUUAUAACAGUAUUGAUAUAACUGAAAAUUUGUUCCUUAAACAAAAAUAAAAUGUAUAUGCAUCUGAAGCACUAUUGCCUGUAAA
This is a messenger RNA of Nasonia vitripennis (jewel wasp), 6504 nucleotides long. RefSeq names its product metabotropic glutamate receptor 1. Bases 642 to 4085 code for a protein of 1147 amino acids. Gene Ontology annotation, biological process: regulation of synaptic transmission, glutamatergic; G protein-coupled glutamate receptor signaling pathway. The transcript has 18 exons. Gene Ontology annotation, cellular component: postsynaptic density membrane. Lineage: Eukaryota; Metazoa; Arthropoda; Insecta; Hymenoptera; Pteromalidae. The record is from RefSeq and is a predicted model, not a curated record. Gene Ontology annotation, molecular function: adenylate cyclase inhibiting G protein-coupled glutamate receptor activity; G protein-coupled receptor activity involved in regulation of postsynaptic membrane potential.